This is a messenger RNA of Sparassis crispa, 1704 nucleotides long. RefSeq lists its product as hypothetical. The record is from RefSeq and is a predicted model, not a curated record. The transcript has 11 exons. Gene Ontology annotation, molecular function: protein binding. The coding region runs from base 1 to 1704 and encodes 567 amino acids. NCBI's taxonomy places the organism in Eukaryota, Fungi, Basidiomycota, Agaricomycetes, Polyporales, Sparassidaceae.
AUGUACGAGGUGGACGAGUCGCCGGACGACCGCAUCACUAGCGAGCGAUUCUUACGCUCCAGAAUGGUUCAAGUUCUCCCUCUUGUUCGCUAUGUUCCAGCACCAGAGGACGGGUCCACGGCUGCGCCCGAACUUCGGGAUUGGGAGAACUCAGAAUUUACUGAUUUUCCUCUGGAGGACCACAAUUCCAGGUGCUACAUAUGCUGGGAGGACUACCAGCCACCCCGGAGGAAGUCAACACUGAUCGCAUUUGCAUCAGAGCAGGAGACUCCCGAGCUGCUCAAGCAGUUUGCAUGCGGCCAUGCUUUCCAUAAACGGUGUGCAGAACAUUGGGCGCGUGAGAAUGAUACGUGUUUCUUGUGCCGGAGAAACCUUCGUCCGCCUGAGGGUACUCAGACGGAGGCGGAAUGGUCUGCAAUGUACAACCUCUUAGAUGAUCAGAAUGGGGUAGUCGAAAGAGCGGUACAAUUGCAACUACUGCAUACCUUCGAAUGGGGACGUGCCUAUCAAGCACGCUUCUCGGCGGACAGCAGAUACCUCGCAUUUGGAUGUGGCCCAAAUGGUGUAUGGAUAUUGGACAUCGCCACAACCUCAGUUCGCACUUUCGAAGAUGGAUCAGUCUCCUCCUCAUGCUUUGGCCCGAAUGGACAGAUACUUGCCACAGGACAUGCAGAUGGUCACAUAAAUAUUUGGAAGAGUGAUGCUGUGGAAUACACACUUGAUGGACAUACUGCAAUGACAUGGGCAUUUGAGGUCACAACUGAUGGACGGUUGCUUAUAUCAUUAUCAGAUGAUGACACCAUCUGGAUCUGGAAUACUACCAAUGGGAGUGCCAUUCAUAACAUAAAAUGCUCUGCCAGGCUGGGAUUUGUAUCUCUGGUGCCAGAUGGAUCCUUUAUAGCUCACGGGCAGGAAGGUGGCAAAAUUGAUCUAUGGAGCGUGAAGAAAGGCAGAAUUAUCAAGCAGUUUAAACUCCACAGUGAUAAGGUAUGGGACAUGGCCACAAUAUUAAGUGGGGCAGCAGCACAGAGUGAAGUUGAUGAGAACACACAAGAAGCAAGUCAAUCUGCUGUGCCUAGUAUUUGUCAUGAUAUGCCUCAUAAUGGUCUAUUUGUUGGGCACAAGUUUCCAAUCUGGCCAUUAGACAUAUCACAAGAUGGACAAUGGGCAGUAUCCGGUGAUGACCAGGGCAUGGUUCAUAUUUGGGAUGUGAAAACAACUGUAGUGCAGUGUGUUCUGCGGGGCCAUAAUAACACAGGAUUGGCAGCGGUAAAGAUCAGUCCAAACAACAAGCUGAUAGUCACUAGUGAUGACAGUGGCUGUGUUCAUAUAUGGAAAUUCACUACAGCAGAUUCAUCUGACAAGGAAGCACAACAAGUUCAAGCCACCUUGUUUGAACCACCGACAUCACCUGUCAAUGACUACAUAGCUUCUGUCACUGCGACAGUGCUUCCAGUCACAUCCUCCUCCACACAGUUGAGGGUCAGUCUAGACAAUGACCACCUUCUAGGACAUGAUGUGUCUGCCAUGUCAGAGCAGACCACACACUCAGUCCUUGAUGUCAAAUCUCCGAAGAAUUCUCGCUCCACAGCUAAUAGCCCACCACCAAAGUCUAUCAGGAGUAAAAUCUUUGCAAAAUUGCGGCAACUCCUCAUCCAAACCUUCUCACGCCGACACACAUCUCAGCAUCAAAAUGAACAUUGA